Messenger RNA from Pseudopodoces humilis (Tibetan ground-tit), 894 nucleotides. The record is from RefSeq and is a predicted model, not a curated record. NCBI's taxonomy places the organism in Eukaryota, Metazoa, Chordata, Aves, Passeriformes, Paridae.
AUGAGCCGGCAGAAGGGGGUGAAGCUGGCCGAUGUCCGGGUGGGUGCUGGGCAGCAGUUCCUGCAGGUGACACCCGGGCAGGAAGGCAGCCUGGAGGACACGUGGCAGGUCAGGAGCAGCUGCCAGUCCGGUCGAAUUGUGGCUCUGCAGUGCUCAGAGUGUGGGCUGCAGGCGGGGGUCCUGAGGGUGGUGGGGGGCACAGACGUGUCCCCCGGGCGCUGGCCCUGGCAGGUCAGUGUGUGCCAGGGCUCCCAGCACCGCUGUGGGGGCUCCGUGCUGGCCCCCGAGUGGAUCCUCACAGCAGCUCACUGUGUGCACAGGCAGCUCCCAGCCCCAGCCUGGCAGGUUUUUGCGGGCAUUGUCACCCAGGGCUCGCUGAAGCCCGAGGCGGGGGUGCCCGUCCGGGACAUCAUUCCGCACCCGCUCUACAACGAGAGCAGCCUCGACUACGACAUCGCCCUGAUGAGGCUCCAAGUGCCCCUCAGUUUCUCAGGUGCCAUCCGAGCCGUGUGCCUGCCGCCGUCCCCGCAGGACCUGCUGCAGGGCACGCAGUGCUGGGUGUCGGGCUGGGGCUACACCACCCCUGGCCAAGCACAGGUGGCCGGGACGCUGAAGGAGGCUCUGGUGCCCCUGAUCGGCACCCGGAGGUGCAACAGCUCCUGCGGGUACAGGGGUGAGCUGACGGCCAGGAUGCUCUGUGCAGGACACCUGCAGGGCCGCGUGGACGCCUGCCAGGGGGACAGCGGGGGCCCGCUGGUGUGCUGGGAUGGAGCCAUGUGGCGCCUGGUGGGAAUUGUCAGCUGGGGCCGGGGCUGCGCUGAGCCCAACCACCCCGGGGUCUACACCAACGUGGCUCAGCUGCUGCCCUGGAUCCACCAGGUCACCCAGGGGUAG